CGCGCCAAAUUAAACAGAUAAUUGCUAGUUUUUGUUUAGAAAGUAUUUCUACAGAAAAAAAUGUCUGGAUUUGACGAUGCUGGUAUAUUUUACAGUGAUAAUUUUGGUUCAGAAGAUCAACAUGAUGAUCAUCACAUUAAUAGAGUACAGGCCAAAAAACGAUUUAAAGACUUUAUACGGCAGUUCCACGAAGGAAACUUUUCUUACAUAUAUCGAGACCAGCUAAAAAGACACUACAACCUUGGAUUGUACUGGCUAGAAGUGGAUCUUGAUGAUGUUACUAGUUUUGAUGAGAAUGUAGGUGAUCGUCUGGUCAAGCAGCCAACAGAACAUUUGCCACUUUUUGAAGAUGCAGCAAAAGAAGUUGCUGAUGAAAUUACUCGACCCCGACCUGAAGGUGAAGAAGAUAUCAAGGACAUUCAGGUUAUGUUGACUUCCAAGGCCACUCCAUGUGGAGUCCGUGACCUUAAGUCUGAGCAGAUGGCUAGACUGGUGAAGAUCCCAGGUAUUGUGAUCGCAGCGUCUGCUAUCAGGUCCAAGGCGACAAAACUUGCCCUGCAGUGUCGAGGUUGCAGCAACAUACUCAGCAACAUUUCCAUUAAUCCAGGACUCGAGGGAUACGCUCUUCCUCGAAAAUGCAGCACUGAGCAGGCAGGAAGGCCGAAAUGUCCAAUUGACCCAUUCUUCAUUAUUCCUGACAAGUGUCGGUGUGUUGACUUUCAAGUUUUAAAACUGCAAGAAGCCCCAGAAUCUGUACCACAUGGCGAACUUCCUCGACACAUUCAACUCUACUGUGAUAGAUAUUUGUGUGAUAGAAUUGUUCCAGGAAACAGAGUCACUGUCAUGGGUAUUUACUCAAUUAAGAAAGGCGCUAAGCCCACAAAGAAGUCGAGAGACCGAGUCAAUGUGGGUAUUCGAGCACCAUAUUUCCGUGUUGUUGGGAUUGAGAUGGACAGUCACGGUGCUGGGCGAACGUCUGCGGCCCCGCUGACUCCCGUAGAGGAAGAAGAUUUAAUAAGACUGGCCAAGACUCCUAACCUUUAUGACACCAUCGCCAAAAGCAUAGCUCCAUCAAUUUUUGGCAGUAUCGACAUUAAGAAGGCAAUUGCCUGCUUGCUGAUUGGCGGAUCCAGAAAAAGACUUCCAGAUGGUUUGACUCGAAGAGGUGACAUUAAUUUGUUGCUGCUGGGAGAUCCAGGAACUGCCAAAAGUCAGCUGCUUAAAUUUGUAGAAAUGUGUUCACCUAUUGCUGUGUACACGUCUGGUAAAGGCAGCAGUGCUGCAGGGUUGACGGCCUCCGUGAUGAAGGACCCACAGACUAAAAAUUUCAUAAUGGAGGGUGGAGCCAUGGUUCUUGCUGAUGGAGGUGUCGUCUGCAUCGAUGAGUUUGACAAAAUGAGAGAAGAUGACCGAGUGGCCAUUCAUGAGGCCAUGGAGCAGCAGACAAUAUCUAUAGCCAAGGCUGGAAUAACAACCACGUUGAAUUCACGGUGUUCAGUCCUGGCUGCUGCCAAUAGUGUGUUUGGGCGCUGGGAUGACUCGAAGGGGGAAGAAAACAUUGACUUUAUGCCUACCAUCUUAUCGAGAUUUGACAUGAUCUUCAUUAUUAAGGACGAACAUGAUGAACAAAGAGAUAUUACUCUUGCUAAACAUGUGAUGAACAUUCACCUCAAUUCAUUACAAACCACAGACGUGCUGCAAGAAGGUGAAAUUACCUUGGACACCUUAAAAAAGUUUAUUGCUUUUGUUCGAGGGAGAUGUGGCCCGCGUCUGUCUGAAGAGGCUGCUGACAAACUGAAAAAUCGCUACGUCUUGAUGAGAAAUGGGGCUCAUGAAUAUGAAAAAGAAACAGGAAAGAAAAUUUCCAUACCCAUAACAGUGAGGCAGCUGGAAGCUGUCAUUAGGAUUGCUGAAUCUCUUGCCAAGAUGAGAUUGGAGCCUUUUGCAACAGAUAUUGAUGUGGAUGAGGCACUGCGUUUGUUCCAGGUAUCCACCCUGGAUGCUGCUAUGACCGGCAGUCUGGCUGGUGCUGAGGGAUUUACUACAGAAGAAGAUCGUGAACUGUUGAAUCGCAUUGAAAAACAAAUGAAGCGAAGAUUUGUUAUUGGAUCUCAAGUUUCGGAGCAUGCCAUUAUCCAGGACUUUUUGAAACAGAAAUACCCAGAAAGAGCCGUGUAUAAAGUGGUGCAUUUGAUGUUGAGGAGGGGAGAGAUCCAGCACAGGAUGCAGAGGAAAAUGCUGUAUCGUGUAAAAUAAUUUCAAAAUAAAAAAAACAAUAAAGGAAAUACUAGUAGGAUUCCAUAUGGAGAAUUGUUCCAAGCAUUUUGAAAUUAUUGUUGAUUGGAUUUUUUAGUAACUACAAAAGUUUUGUAAAAUAAUUCAGAUUACCAUUUAAUAGUCUUUUUUUUGUAUUGGAAAACUAUUGUAUUGCUGUAUUUUAUUGUAUUGUAUUGUAUUGUAUUGCAUUGUUUUAAAAAGAAAAAGUCAGGUUUUUACUGAGGGUGGAGACUUCUGACCCUGAAAAUUAAAAUAAUUAGCAUUAGUUGCAUUUUAAACAUUUCUUGCACACAUGUAUAAAUGUCCACAAAUGUAACUGAAGUGCCCUCCUUUUCUUUAAAAAUAGCCUUUUUGUGAAAGCUGAAAAACAGUGUUGGAUAUGUAUUGAGUACUUAAUUCACAUACUGAAUUUUCAUUUUUAGUGAAAAUUGUUUUUGUGAAAGCAAUUUGGACAUGAAUUAUUUUUUGUAUACAUAGCUUGAUCUGGUAUUCAGGCCUGUUCUUGAAGAUACACUUAACAUAUUUUUGUUUGGCUCUAUAUAUUUUUAUACUGAGGUAUUAAAACAUUUCUUCUUUCAUUGGUACUUAAAAGUGAUAUAACAGAUUGCCUAUAUAAUCACAGUAAGUUCACAUGGUCCACUUGUUUGGACAGAUUUCAUCUUAGUCUUAGAUACCAUAAAAGAGUAUAGUUUUACUACUAGUUAAAUGUAUCAAGCAUUUGGCCGAGUGAUGUUCAGAAGGUCCUAAUGUGAGAUAAUAGAAGGCGAUGGUACCAUUUGGGAUGUUCGUCAGAGCCUGGCCUCCUCAACAUGCCACUGCUUUGUGCUUGAAUCUCGGAGUAAAUGACAGCUGCCAGCCAACAAAAGUAGAUCGCAGCUAUCCAGUUAGGACAAAAGAUGUUUAAUUUUAUAUGUAUCUGUACCUGUAAAUAUGCAAAUUCAGCAUCUUAACAAAGAAAAAACCAAAAAAUGUUAAUGUCAUUGUGUUGCAGUUAAUAAAGAUGUACAUGAA
Gigantopelta aegis is the source of this 3288-nucleotide messenger RNA. Its product is annotated as DNA replication licensing factor mcm5-like. Gene Ontology annotation, biological process: DNA replication initiation; double-strand break repair via break-induced replication; DNA replication. The transcript has 16 exons. Gene Ontology annotation, molecular function: ATP binding; single-stranded DNA helicase activity; DNA replication origin binding. The record is from RefSeq and is a predicted model, not a curated record. Gene Ontology annotation, cellular component: nucleus; MCM complex. The coding region runs from base 61 to 2256 and encodes 731 amino acids. Lineage: Eukaryota; Metazoa; Mollusca; Gastropoda; Neomphalida; Peltospiridae.